AUGCUGCACGUGUCGCUCCUGCGAGAUGUGGAGAAGCGCGUGCUUCGGCGCCGGAAGGAGCGACAAACGCAGAAGAGCAACCAACAGACACAGAAAGAUAAACAAGAGCUCAGAGAUAUUGUAAUUGAGUUGCCAAAGUUGUACGAACGAAACGACAAGGAAGUUAUCUCCGCUUUGGUUACUAGUUACCUAGAUAGAAACCCUAAGAGUAUCCUUGCGUAUGAACUCUUCACUAAAUUUUAUGUGAAAAUAGGAGAUUACAAGUCUGCUCUUAAUCUACUCUAUGCCGCCUUGUACCUUGACCGUAAAAAUGAGAACCUGGCUAGUUUGUUGAGAUUCUGUGAGGAGCGCCAGGUGAGCAAGGAGGCGAGGAUCCCCACCAAGUACAAGGAACGAAUAUGUUAUGCGGAGAGGCGGAAGGAACAUGCCCUUCCCGUACCUUCCGCAACCGAGUUGGGCGAUGAAGAAAGCGAUGAUAACGAUGAAAUAAGCGAUAGGAGCAAGGUUGAAAGUGGCAAAUACUCUGAAGAACGGUCAGCCAAACUGAGUCAUGAUAAAAGGAACCAGACCAAAGGGCAUGUGACGCUCGCCAAGAGAGACAUGGAGCCAGGUGAAGUGGUGCUUCAAGUGAAACCACUAAUACUUACCCAACACAUCUUCUCCAAUAACUACGUCUAUCCAACCUGUUACCAUUGUUUGAGAGAAAGAAGCCUAUCCCAUAAAUGCUACCAAUGUCCAGUGAAUCCACACACAUGCACACAUAUUUUUUGUAGCUGGAAGUGCUUAGCACAAAAUAUGAAAGUACACAUGGAAGAGUGCCCACUCCUUCCCAUCAUCUCGUCUGCGGCUAAUGAAGCAAAUCUAAUGAUUCAUUUGGUACUUCACAUAUUUCGUGUCCUGAUAAAAUUAAGAAUUGAUAAAGAAUACAAGGAUAAGGAAGAACACAUUCUGAAGGAACUUUUCACAAAUGAAUCCUUCUACCAAGUGGUUAAGGAGAACCAAGUUGAUAUAUUUAAUUCAUUUAACACUUUAGCGAAUAGAAUUAUUUUAGAGUUUCCCUCGUCCUUCUAUCUUCACCUGAAACAGAAGGAGCUUGUGGAGUUUAUGCUAAUCGUAUGGCAGUACUCUCUCUCGGUUAAGUAUUACUCUCCUUCUUCUAUUAUUAAGCAAGCCAACCCUGAAACUACCUUUGGAUUAGUUUUUUCUCCAGAAAUAACUAAACUCCAUCACAGCUGUGUUCCUACCUGCUCCUUCUAUUAUGGGGAAGAUGGAGUUCUAACGGUCAGAACUAUAUGUAACAUACCGCAAGGAGGGAAACUGUGCAUAAGUAUUUUAUCGGAUCAGUAUAUUCCCCUGAGAGUUAGAAAGAGCUGUAGAAGUAUGGCUCGGAUUUUCGGUUGUGGGUGCAUUAGGUGCGCCGACUCAACGGAAAAUAAUUUGCACCUUAGGAGUAUAAAGUGUCCUAGGUGCAUUGUGGGAUAUAUCUACCCGAUGAAGACGGAGGCGCUCAUCGAGGCACUCAACAUGGAGGGAGGAAACGCACUUGGUAAGGGAAAAGAACGUGGGAAGGUUGGCAAGGUUGAUGCACUCGAUGGGGCAAAACAACCAGAUCAUGGAAAAGAUACAGUUAAAGAUAUAGCACGGAAACUGGAGGGAGACGCAGAGAGGUGGCUGUGCUCAAACUGCGGGAAGUUAACCGUCCAGGGAAAUAGGCGCUUCAUUCGUUUGGAGAGAAAUAUCUACGCUCAGUAUCAAGACGCAGAGAAAAAGUAUAUGCAAGGAGAUAUCAUCCAGGCGAAGAAGAAGCUCCUACAAAUAUACAACGAGGUGCAGUAUCUACUUCACCCGAAUCAUCAUAUCCUUUUUAAUGUGUAUACGCUACUAGCAGGUUUGAUGAAACACGAUCCUAAAGGACAAUUGUAUGAAGCUCUAAUAUUUUUACGCAAAGCAAUAAUAGCAGCGGAGAAUGUACUCCCUGUGUGUUCACUUGAGAAGGUCCACCUGUACGCACAUCUGGCUCACUACACAUUUGACUACUCCAAUCACUGCAAGUUGUACAUGAAAACUGGGCAGAUAGAUGCAGAAUCUGUUAUAGAACCCAUUUUUGCAUCUAUCUGGAAUGCAGCAGUAACAACAGGAUAUAAUUCAACCCUGACAAUCACGCUAAUCCAACAAAUGAGGGCAUAUGCCAUCCUUUUCAAUCUCUACACUCCAUACAACGAGAUAGAGUUCUACAUUAACAAGAAGGAAGAGUUUACUAUGUUCUACCACCAUGUGACACAAAAAAAAAAUGAAUCGUAUAGGCAAAUAAAAAAAAUUAUGAAGGAAGAUCCAUUCUACCCCAUCUACAUGGCAUGUCAAUGUUUUAACAUAGAUUAUGGAACACAGAAAUAUGUCUCUCACAUUUUCAAACUAUUCAAACAUAUGCAAUAUGUUGGCAAUGGACAGAAUGCACUUUCCAUUGCUGCAUCCGUAGGGAACGUAGAAUUAGUAAAGGUACUCCUAAAGUUAAACUAUUCUCCAUUUUAUAAGAAUGAACUACAUAUGAAUGCUCUUCUACACAUGGCCAGUUCAUUCCUUCCAUCUGAGGAGCAGAACCAUUACUCUCAUUACAUCCCCAUUUUGUUAGAAGAAAUACAAUCUCAGAAGGUGGAACUGGAUAAUUUCGAAUCUGAUUACGCCAGGUUAUUACAUGGGGAGGGCGCACAGAAAAGUGGAGAGGGAACCAAAUUAAUGUCUAUGAAGGAUGGACACUCCAAUUUGCAUCACUGGAAGAAUGAUCUAGAAAGACCAUUCCCCUUUGAGAACCUCCUCGAGGAUGAAGAGUUCAUAUACGGACCAGAUAGCCGUAGGUUAGACAAUAACCAGAAAAUUAUCCUUACCAUACUUCUCAAACAUUUGGAUGCGAAGCAGAUGUACAAGAGGAGGAAGUACAAAGAAAAGGUUAUCCUCAAUGAACGCAUUAACCUCGCCGCUUCAGGUGGACGCCCUAUGGACGUAACGAAUCAACCAUAUGAAGUGAACAGUGAAGGAGAGCUAGUCUUGGAUCCGCCGCCUAGCUACAUCGGUAGCAACAACAGGAAGGGCAAAUACGAUCACGAAGAAGACGAAAAAGACGAAGAAGGAACAGAAGAAAGCAUCCUCUACACAGGGAUAAGAACCGAAUACGACACGGCUGGUCAGCGUAGAAGGGGAGAUACCUUGAGAAGUGACAAAGACAUAGAUUCAUCAAAAAGUGACGACCUAAAGGAGAAAAAAAAAAAAUUCUCUUUGUAUCAUACAAGGAGAAAAAGCAAUUCAGAGGGAAGUUGCACCUCUCCCAUGUGUAGUACCUUCGAUUCUGGUAAAUCGGAUGAUGUUCUAAACAACAAGGUGAAACAUUACUAUGUGCAGAAGAUUUUGACGAAGUCUAUUUCGCAUAAACUGCUAGGCAUGAACAAUGCACUUCACUACGCAUGCAUAAGGGGAAAAAGAAAGCUAGCAAAACAGUUAAUGGUUUGUGGAGUGCCAGUAAAGCUAAUGAAUAGCGAAGGUAGUACAGCCUUGCACAUGGCUUCUCUAAGCGGACAAGACGAAAUUGUAAAGAACCUACUAGAAUAUCAAAUUGAAGUGGAUGCAAUGACAUUCCACGGGGAAACACCACUCAUGCUAGGUGUAUACGGUUUGCAUCUCCAGGUGAUAAAGACCUUAGUAGAAAAUGGAGCACAAGUCGUUUUAAAAAACAACGAUAACGUUACCGUAUUACAUUGCCUCGUACAGGGAAUUCUACGGACACAUACAAUUUACUAUCACCACAGAGCAUAUAACAAGAACCCAUCAUUUGUCCCUGUUGGAGGACCAUUCAUGGAAAGAGCCACUUCCAAAGGGUUAUCUAGUGAAAGGAGUUAUCAUCUCAAUGCACACAUACCCAUUAUCGAAGACUUACCAAGCGACCUCUUACUUCUACCAUUUAAAUUAUUACAUAGAAUUAAGAAGGCCAUCACGAUACUCAAGUUUCUCAUAAUGCACUGUCCAUUGUACUUAUAUGAAGUCAAAGACAUAAAUGGAUACAACCCCUUUCAGAUGUUGAGGGCUUCAUGGAGGAGAGUUUGUGAGAAACGCAUAUGCAUGCUCGCCAACGCAGAUCUCAGGUUGUCUGCCUUUACUCACCAUCAGAAAAAUAUCAUCAUCCAAGGAUGGACCCUUAUCACAGCGUUGGUAAAUAUGCUAUUGUCUAUUUUACGCCCCGAUCGUUCAGUGCUCACUUCCAUCUACGCGAACUUCAUGGGGAAACAGGAGAUCACGCAAAUGGAAGAAUGCAAGGGGGGAGAAAAUUCCAGAACUGAGGAGGAGACUUCCCAACAGGAGGUGACCACUUCGCCAGGGGUGAGGUCCCCCCCUACCAACCCCCCGAAGGAACCCACGGCCCAGGCGAAUCCCCCGGGAGAAACCAAAUCUACCACGAGCGAAAAAGCUACCACGAGCGAAAAAGCUACCAUCGUACCGAAAAAAAUGGGGCCCAAGAAGGCAAAGAUGCCCCCCCCUCCAAAGAAGCAGUAG
This is a messenger RNA of Plasmodium knowlesi strain H, 4539 nucleotides long. RefSeq lists its product as uncharacterized. Gene Ontology annotation, molecular function: protein binding. The record is from RefSeq and is a predicted model, not a curated record. The transcript has a single exon. Bases 1 to 4539 code for a protein of 1512 amino acids. NCBI's taxonomy places the organism in Eukaryota, Apicomplexa, Aconoidasida, Haemosporida, Plasmodiidae.